Molecule: messenger RNA, 1086 nt
Organism: Striga asiatica
Lineage: Eukaryota; Viridiplantae; Streptophyta; Magnoliopsida; Lamiales; Orobanchaceae
Source: the annotation of a GenBank genome assembly
AAAAAAGUACACGUGUUGGUCCGUCUCAAUCCCAUUUUCCCAUAAUCCCAUUUCCCCAUCUCGCAAUCUCAGUCGUCGUCUCCUCCCCCAUUUCUCCACCCUCCGAUCUUCCUCUCGCGCGCAAAAUACAAACAAAAAUUCGACCAGCACGCUCUCAGUCUCAGGUUUUUUCAUUUGCUCCGAUGGCGGAUGCACAGUCGUCGCUGGGAGCUCCGGGGAGCCCCGCCGGCGGCAGCGCCGAGAGCGGAGGCGAUCUGAGCCCGCGCUCCGGCGUCCGCGAGCAGGACAGGUUUCUGCCGAUCGCGAAUAUCGGCCGGAUUAUGAAGAAGGGGCUCCCGGCAAACGGGAAGAUUGCCAAGGACGCGAAGGAGACCGUACAGGAAUGCGUUUCGGAGUUUAUCAGCUUCGUCACUAGCGAGGCAAGUGACAAGUGCCAGAGAGAGAAAAGAAAGACGAUCAAUGGGGACGAUUUGCUAUGGGCUAUGGCAACUUUAGGUUUUGAAGAUUACAUUGACCCUCUCAAGGUGUAUCUGGCUAAAUACCGAGAGGGUGACAGCAAGUUGUCUUCAAAAGGGGCAGAUGGAUCUGCAAAAAGGGAUGGAUUGCACCAACCAAAUCCUAGUUCACAUCUUGUCCAGCAAGGUUCAUUUUCUCAAGGCAUGAGUUAUGCAAGCUCUCAGCCACAAGCUCAACAUAUGAUGGUUCCUAUGCCGAGCAUGGAUUAGAAUUGGCUCGUCUUUUGGCCAAUGCCCACCUUCAUCUUGUAAGAUAGAUAAAACAACAUUGAAGCUGCAUUUCAUUUGUGCUGUAAACUCUUAUGUCAGUGUUUGUUUUUUUUUCGUGUUUGUGUAUGUUAGAGCCAUAUUCUAGUUGAGCGAACUCUGUUAAACUUGUGGACUCGACUGUUAAUUUAUAUGUUGUUUUUUUGUAUCAUCAAUUAUUUUUCAUAUUAUUAGGUAUCUUCACUAUCUUCUUAUUUAUUUUUUCUUCCUUUGCGUGAAAGGGUGUUUGGUGUUUUCCAUGCGACACUGAAUUGUCACCACAGGAAAUAUGUGUGCAACGAUGGACUUGAGUUUUUACAGUCAG